Ostertagia ostertagi is the source of this 504-nucleotide messenger RNA. NCBI's taxonomy places the organism in Eukaryota, Metazoa, Nematoda, Chromadorea, Rhabditida, Trichostrongylidae. The record is from the annotation of a GenBank genome assembly.
AUGGCGGAAAAGCGCUAUAAACAGAUGCUGAAAGUGGCAGUGCUUUGUGUCCUUGCUACUGUGGUUGUUGCUGGGGUGCUCACAGACGACGAAUGCGGCCUGCCAUCAUUCACCGAUCGCUUGCCUUCAGAUGCUCAGGAAAAAAUCCAGAAGAUCUGGAAAAAUUACGAAGACGGCGAAGGAUGUGACAAGCAACACCAGGCAACGAAGGAAAUUCUUGAUGCACUACCGGAAGAUGUGCGGUCAAAAGCAAUGCGCUCAAAAGGACCAGCUUUCCUCAGAGACGUCACCGACGAUGUGCGAGCACAGUUCGACAACCUUUGGAAGGACCAUUCGAUUCCACGAGAAGAAAAACCGGAGAAGUUCAAGGAACUGGCGUCAAAGCUACUGAAUGCAGAACAGCUCAAAGAGUUCAACAAAUUCCAUGCUGCCCUUCAGCGGCGAAGAGAGGAAUUCCAAAAGAAGGUAGAACAAGCUAACACCAGAAGCACGUGCUGCUCAUGA